Labeo rohita (rohu) is the source of this 3994-nucleotide messenger RNA. RefSeq lists its product as uncharacterized. The transcript has 2 exons. The coding region runs from base 143 to 1423 and encodes 426 amino acids. The record is from RefSeq and is a predicted model, not a curated record. NCBI's taxonomy places the organism in Eukaryota, Metazoa, Chordata, Actinopteri, Cypriniformes, Cyprinidae.
UCAAACUGUCAUUUCCUCAUGUCACUUGAAAGCUUUAACUAGGGGGAGAGAAGUAUCCCACAAGGCACCACUGCGCAAGCGAAGAAAUCUCGGUGCAUCAGGAAGAAACCAGCGUGAUGAGUUCUGAACAUCAGAAGUCACAAUGGAGAUGACUCUAUUGUCCAUCACAGUGUGGUUCACUCACUUCCUCAUUGCCUCAGCUCUUUAUUCUGACACACUGUCUCCAUACACCCUGAGUGACUACACUGAAACCACGCUAGUAACUACAGCAACAACAAAAACAAACCCAGAACCGACGACCCUUAUAUAUUCAACGGCUUCAUCACCUCUGACGGCAUCAACAACAGAGGACAGCAAAACAAAUGCGCCCACUGAAGUCUAUACCCAACCAAAUAUAACCUCAAAUGUAAUUCUAACACAGGAAACAGCAUCCUUGCAUGAACACAACACCAGUACACCAUCUCAAAAUGGCAUGACGGAUGAUGGCGAGAGUGUUAGCACUGCUGGUGAUGUUACUAUGAGCCAUGCAGAUACAAGUCAUACAACAGUUUCCAGUAACUUUGCAAGACUGACGCCACAAAGGGACGACAGUAAUGAAACAGGAACAAUGUCAAGCAUGAGUUACAACUAUGAUGGGAGCACCGUUAAGACUGCAGACAUCUUUUCAGACCCAGUCAACAGUGUCUCAACAGUGCCCUGGAGACAUUCGACAGAGAACGAGGACGUGAAAACGAAAGCCGAUGAAGGAAAUUAUGAAACAAACUCCACCCAGGCCACAUUUGCUAAUAUGACUGAGGAGUCGAGAGGAACACGAGGCACUGAGGGAAGUUAUGGGUUUACAAGUGAACACAGAGAGGAACAUUACAACACAUCAGUGAAUACAACUGAUGUGAGUGCUACAACAGAAACAGUGAGUAACGAAUGGUCAACUUUACAAAGCACAGAUAUUCCUAUUACCACACCAGGUUAUACAACAGAGCAAGGCCUGAUGGUUACAAAUGCAUCUGAAAACCACACCUCAAUAGGUGGUGUAAUAAACUCUACAACGCAGCAGAACACACACGGGUUCACAAACUCUACACCACCCAUGGGAAGAGAAAACAGGACAGGAACAGGAACACCCACACCCGUUGGUACCACCACCAGUAUCAACAUCUCAAUCAUAACCGAUGUCAUAACUGACAACAGCCUAAAUACCACAACCGUCAGAACAAACAAAACUGACCCCGAAAACAAAGUGGGGCAUACAUGUGUGAACACAAGCCCAGAACCUCAUUCUCGAAAAUCCACGCUGGUCUGCCUCAUCACACUGUUUACUUUAGCAAUGACCGCCACCAUAUUUCUAGGCAUAAGCAUCUUCCUUUGGGUGCGUCUGUCGGUCUUCAAAAAAGAUGAGGAAAGAGAAAGGAGGUCGGACGAGUGAGAAGGAGAGCCUCUGGGCCGACCCCAAAGCUUCGGUGCAGGACAGAGUUGAGUUCUGGUACGUCAACGGAUCCACGCUGGAGGCCGACAGGAAGGAGAAGGACAGAAAGAGGCAGGAGAGGAUGAAGAGAAGAGGACGGGAGCAGGAUAAAGAGGAGAACAGCCUGUGGAUUCAGCCUAGAGUGACUGUGGAUGACAUAACGGAGUUCUGGUACGCAAACAGACGCACGAGAGAGGAGAGGAUGCGUGACACGUAGUCAUAAACUUUGAAAGACACCAAAGGAAACAACUCAGAUUUCGGUGAAAAAAAUUUAUUUGAGCAACUAAAUAAGUCUGAAAAAGAAUUCUGAAUGUUGUUCUUGUGGUCAUGGGCCUUUAAUUGUCAGAGGGAUUUGUGUUCAGCUAGAAAAAAAAAAAAGACAAAAGAAAAAAGACAAACUCUAGGUUGACUGAACUAUUAAAUAUCGACAAAGCUGACAUUAAAUAACGAAUGAAAGAGCAAGAGCUUUAAUUAUCAUGAAUGUGAGUUUCCUAGUCAGAAACUCGACGCAAAUGACCUCUUAAAAGUCAUAUUUAUAAAUGGAUUUAUAAAUAUAAGUUUCUGAGUUAGGUGGGCCAUAUGAUUUAAUGUAUGUAAUUACAUUAUGUAAUUUUCACCGCUAGAACAUGUUCAAAACAAACAAAGAAACAAAGGCGUAGUUUGAUGACGCGGUGAUUGAGUGUGGAAUCAUGGGAGUUGUUGUCUUCAUCUUUACAUCCAAUGCAAUCUGAUGGGACUUGGGUGGAAAUCAUGUUCAUGGAUGAGCUAAUGUAUUAAAGUUUUAUUAAUGCCACUGUAGUAUGUGGCAGGAUGAAGCUGAAAGCUGUGUUAGCGUAACGAGGCUGCUGGAGUGAUUGCUAAUGAAGGAUGAAUGCUACACACAGCAUGAAAGCUGCAGAGCUUUAAUUAUGCCACAGUCAAGCACUUCCGCUCUUUCCGGUCAUGCGUUAUGUGGGGUAAAGCAGCGAUGUUUUAUCAAACUAGACACAUUGACUCUGUUAAGUUGUGUUAUAAUGCUACUCUGUGCGUUCGUCACCUGUCUAAUAAAACGCAUAACAUAUUAAAAAAUCUUUGGUGUUUCCAUAAUUUCUACAAAAUAAAGCCGGAAAUCGAAGGUGUAUGAUGUCACUAGCAGGCGACGCAAUGACAAGGGACGAAACACUAGAUAAAUUUCUUAUUUCUGUAGAUUUAAACAUUCUCGGAAACAUUUGGGAUAGUGUAAGUACACAAGACAACAAAAUAUAUAACACUAGGUGUGUUUCCAUUACAGAUUUAAAGUAUUUUAAAAAUAUCGUUAAAAAAAAUGUUGAGAAAUGACAGCGUUUCCAUUAACCGAUGUUAUGCAACUAAAACGGAAUAUUUUCCUUUUGCGAUAGUUCAUGGCGAAUGAUGGUGGUAGAUUUAUGUAUAUCGCAGACAUUACACUAGCCAUUAAUUUUAAUUGUAGGAGACAUAGGCGUCUAUCUUUACAGAAGCAGCGUGGAGAGCCGGUUCUGGGACUGUUAGAAACGUGCCGUGGCGUGUUAUAGUACAUUAAAGAAUGAUCACGUGACUUUUAAGUACGCAAGGUGACCUGUAAAUGCGAAAAAGCCGCUUCCAAUGCAGUUUUAUGAAUAUUCCUUUUUUGAACUGCCUGAAAAACCACCACAUGCAAGCUUUUUUUGAUAUAUGGGAGUUUUCGCAAAAUUGACGCGUUUCCGUUAGGCAUAUUUUCAAUUAACAAUUUUAAUUUGUGCAAUUUGAAAGGAAAGGAAACACAGCUGCUCUUCUAGUGGAUUUAUUAAAAUGUUACAUAUUGUGCCUUUAAAUUUUAUAGAGGAGAAAAUCAAAAUAUUUGCAUUUCUUUCUCUUGCCAUUAUGCUCAUGUAUAUUUAAGUAAAUAACCAUUAAUUUAAUGCAUAUUGUUUGCAUUUUACACAGCAACAAUAAUAUAUAUAUAUUUUUUUUUAUGAAAUUCUGGAAUUGUUGACAAGAUGACUAUCUAGAUAGUGCGGUGAAUGUAUACAAUAGUGCAGUGAAUGUUCAUAUGGUUACCAACUUAUGGGAUGACAGAUUUCAUUCAAAAUCUGUUAGAUAUUAACUAAAUAUCUUCAAUGCAUUUUGGCUUCAGUACAGUUUCUUCAAGAAACAGGCAAGAAUGAAACCGCCGUCUUCCAUGAUUUCUAUUGUUUUUUACAACAAAGCACUUAAACACAACAAACUCGUGAUAACUUCAAAAGUGGGAAGUACAAAUUGUACGAUAGCACAUGAAGGCAGCAUGACAGUGCCAAGUUUGGUGGUGAGGGUCCAGACAACAGGCAGCUGAUGCUCGGUUUGAUUACCGAUGAUGCAAUAAUUUGUGUUUUUGGUCAAAGCAAGAGGAUGUAUGAUGAUGUAAAUAUUUGUUUUUCGCGAUGAGAUGUUUUAGCUCUACGUAUGUGGCGGUUUUUUUUUCAUUUUAUUUUGUUGUUAAAGUUAUUUUUCAAGUCACCAUUAAAGUGUUCUCUGUAAAGUUUCUUCUAUUUUACUGAAUAAACACAUGCACAACUUGUU